GUCGGUUUGACAUUAGAUAGAUUUUUUAUGUAAUAACCCUGCCAGCCUAUCUCUCGAGAAUAUGGUGAAUGUCCAGCGUGCCUCAAGAUUUCAACAAAUUGUAACAAUUGCCGGGUGUGCAACAUAGAUAAACCCAACGUACUUUAAAAAUGGUGAAAGAGCUUCUUAGAUGAAGUGACGAAUGUGCGUUCAAAUAAUUCCCGCUUUCAUACUGCCACCAGAGAAAGUAAAUUGCAUUUGAAAGAAGAGAUGAAAUUAAACGUGAUGUCUCAGCUAUUCUUCAUUAUACAGGCCGUCAUGCAGCAUACGACCUCGUCUCCUCAGCAGUUUUGUCUGCGAUGGAACAACUACCAAUCAAAUCUCACCAAUGUCUUCGACCAACUGCUGCAAAGCGAAUCAUUCGUCGAUGUCACGUUGGCAUGCGACGGACACUCCGUCAAGGCGCACAAAAUGGUGCUGAGCGCCUGCAGUCCCUAUUUCCAAAGCCUGUUCUUCGAGAACCCCUGCCAGCACCCGAUUGUCAUAAUGCGCGACAUCAAGUGGCCCGAAUUAAAGGCCGCAGUCGAGUUUAUGUACAAAGGUGAGAUCAACGUGUCUCAAGAGCAGAUUGGACCACUUCUCAAAGUGGCUGAGUCUCUCAAAAUUAGGGGACUUGCUGACGUUAACGGAGAACAGGAUGUUGUUGCGCCUUCAGGUGACCUGACGGCCAGACCGAGCAGUGCGUCGAAGGCUGCCUCGACGCCCACGCCCAGAGAGUGGGGGGAGCGACCAGGCGGUGGUGGCGGCGGCGGCGAUACAGAAGACAGUGGGCGGGCUAAAAAACGACGGCGCGUGAGUGGCGAACGCGGCAGCGGCAGCAGCGCGGCGAGCAGCCCUUGUGGUGCAGGGGGCGGAGUUGCGAUUGAUGGGGCGGGACCAGGUGUGGGGGUAGGGGUUGACGGACAUCCUGACGCCGCUUCCUCUGCGCCGGCCACGCCCCAACAGCCGACAACUCCCCAGGCGCAAGCCGAACAGCCGCUCCAGCUCACGCUGCAACCAGUACAACCCGCCCAGCAACAGAAUCAACAACAGCAGCAACAACAGAAUCAUCACCAACAACAACAGCAACAGCAGGCUAUAGUCGCCGCCGCCCACCAGCAGAUGGCGCAUUCAUCGUCAUCUGCGGCGACCAUCGCGGCUGCCGCGGCGGCUGCGGUGGCGCAAGCUGCAAAUACGGCGGACGAUCUGGAGAUCAAGCCGGGCAUUGCGGAGAUGAUCAGGGAGGAGGAGCGGGUGAGUCGUACAUCCCAACUAGCAUUUUAAAAAAAGGGCUAC
Molecule: messenger RNA, 1314 nt
Organism: Acanthoscelides obtectus
Lineage: Eukaryota; Metazoa; Arthropoda; Insecta; Coleoptera; Chrysomelidae
Source: the annotation of a GenBank genome assembly